This is a messenger RNA of Hippoglossus stenolepis (Pacific halibut), 4917 nucleotides long. RefSeq names its product NGFI-A binding protein 2 (EGR1 binding protein 2) (gene nab2). Gene Ontology annotation, biological process: negative regulation of DNA-templated transcription. Gene Ontology annotation, cellular component: nucleus. Lineage: Eukaryota; Metazoa; Chordata; Actinopteri; Pleuronectiformes; Pleuronectidae. Gene Ontology annotation, molecular function: transcription factor binding; transcription coregulator activity. The record is from RefSeq and is a predicted model, not a curated record. The transcript has 9 exons. The coding region runs from base 1699 to 3096 and encodes 465 amino acids.
UCGUGUUAGUUAAACUGAAAACAACCGCAGUAGAUGUUUAGCAGGCGGCUACUGUUAGCAGGUAGCUUCACUGUUAGCAUGAGAGGAGGCAGGCGGCCAGCUGGACGACACACAGGGGCUAAAAUUAGCUUACACCUGGCUGCCUAACCCGACAGUGUCCAGCUCCACAAAAUAAGGCAUCAAAUGAGGUUAAACCGACAGCACAGCAGCGACCUGUCAACGCCUGUAGGAAGCUAGCAGCCAACCGAGCAGCUAACUGUUAGCUACGAGCAGCAGAACGAGUCGGACGAGCCAAUAUUUACGACUGACUCCUCCUGUGGCUCUGACGGGUAACAUGAGGCAUGUUUAUAACACCAGCAGUGACGGAACAGUAGAGGAGCUCUACUGCCACCUGUUGCUUUGAAAAUUAACAUAGAUAGAUAGAUAGAUAGAUGAAUAAACAAUUCAUAAAACAUGUACAGAUAAGUUAUAUUUUACAUAGAAAUAUAAUGUAUUAAAUGUGUUUUUAAACAUUAAAAUAAUGAAAUUAGAAAAGAUGUUUAUUUCAUGUUCCAAAUUAUGUGGAACAAUAUUAUAAUAAUAGGCAAUUCAGGCAAUUGUGCAGCACUUCUGGUCUCCUUGUGGCCCGCACAAAAUGCACGUGGAACUUAAAGUUGCCUGCUUGUAAAAUAGCAAACUUGCCCCAAAUAUCCAGAAACAAAUGUGGGCUUUUUUCUGGCAAACAUGCCUUGUGCUGGGCAAGGUGGCAUCUGGAUGUGAAGCUAAAGUGGCCCAUGUGGUAAAUUGAGAAUAUGGCCCAAAUAACACAAACAAAUUCAGGCCACCUUUGGUUGACAUGCUGCAUUGCUAUGGAUUACUUGUGGCCCCGAUCUGGCAAACAGGAGUGGACCGCCCAUGUGCCAUCAUUCCACAGGGUAUGUGGGCGGGAUGACAGUGCUCGGUGUGGGCCAAAUCUGGGUGAGGUGAGGGGUAUUCAGCUGCAACAUACAACUUCUCCACUAGAUGUCACUAAAUUCUACACACUUUACCUUUACAUUUUUCAAAGAAGAAAAACACAUGCUCUAACAAAGUGCUGGAGUUUCACCUGAGCUCUCCGAAUAAUUUACGACCACCCACUUUCCACAUAAAUAAGAAAAAAAAGAAACACCGUUUGGUAGAAUCCACAUCUGUCACAUGUGUCCUCCGCUCUCUGAACAGGCCUAAAGCUCAGUGUUGGUGUGCUGACGUCUGUGGGGGUCUGUGAUAUGGCACAACUCUGGGAACCCCCUCUAAAAAAAAAAAUCUCCUGCAUAUGACAGACUGAUCUUGACGACACAGAGGGUUAAUUCUAAGCCCCCACCACCUCCACCCACAUUCUCCAAUUUGAAAGCCGCCUCUCUACCGGCAGAGGAAGGCUCUUUUUCGGUCAGAUGGCGUGCUGCAGUCCGCCCCCGUCAUUCUCCAGCCCACACAGACAGCAAAAAGGCAGCCAGCGACCAAUACGGUGCGCCGGAGGAGGAUUUCUGCCAGUGAUUUCAGACGAGCCACGAUACGCAAAGGGGGAUUUACUACGCCAAUCUGCGCCGGGGAAGCUUGCGGCGAUAGCCUAUAGGUACCAGGUAUCGACCUGUGACAUCUGUUGGAGAGACACCUUUGCGUAAUUACGCCUGUCUCCUCUCUGCGCAUUUACCCUGGUAGCCUGGAUAAGUGCUGUGUGCCAUGUCUCUGCCACGCACACUUGGGGAGCUGCAGCUCUAUCGGGUGCUGCAGAGGGCCAACCUGCUGGCUUAUUAUGAAACCUUCAUCCAGCAGGGCGGUGACGACGUUCAGCAGCUCUGUGAGGCAGCAGAGGAGGAGUUCCUGGAGAUCAUGGCCUUAGUUGGCAUGGCCACCAAGCCGCUGCAUGUGCGUAGGCUGCAGAAGGCCCUCCGAGACUGGGCAGCCAACCCUGCCCUCUUCAACCAGCCUGUCGCUAAUGUUCCCCUCGGGGGCAUCCCUCUGUUCAAAGUGGACGGAACGGGCUCAAGUGGAUCCAGGAAGUCUGUGAGCAACGGCCAGCCCGGGUCACCAUGUGAGAGGGAGGAUCGGGCAUGUCUUACCCCAAUGCACAGUGGGAGUCCCAGAAGCCCCUGCUCCCAGGCCUCCCCACAGCCACCAGACACACACUACAGGGAAAAACUGUCACCCAUGGACCCGCACUGGCUCAGCCCAGAGCCAGAUGGAAACUGUUCAGCAUCUGGAUUAGAGGAGGAGCCGCCCAGCCCACCUAUGCUGUCAACGUGUCCUCCUGGUCCCUCCACAUCUCCCAGUCCCUCUGCUUCCGUCGCCCCUACAGCCCUGUCAGCCUGGCCCGGAGGACAGCUGGACGGGGAGACGGCGAGGGCAGUGGUGGAGAGCGUGGAUAGGCUCCUAAGGACCAUGCCAAGGUCAGAUCCCACGGAGGUGAAGACACUGCUUAGGAUGAACAAGAAGUUGGCAAAGACUGUGGGGCACGUCUUCAAAAUGGGGUCCCAGGACGUGAACAAGGAAGAGGAGAUCCGGAAGUACAGUCUCAUUUAUGGACGCUUCGACUCCAAGAGGAGAGAAGGCAAGCAGCUCACACAUCAUGAGUGUCCAUCCUUCUUUCACUCACUGCUUCUCCUCCAGUUGAUCAUCAAUGAAGCUGCAGCCCAGUUCUGUAUGCGCGACAAUGCCCUUCUGCUGAGACGAGUGGAGCUCUUUUCAUUGGCUCGGCAGGUGGCGAGAAAAUGUGCCUACACCUCCACUCUGAAGCAUGCAAGGACAAAUGCAGAUGAGAACAGUGUGGUGCUACAGAAGAGAGCAAGACAUGAGGUAAUGGUGCCUGAGGGCGUCUCAUCACUUCUCGGAGUGGAGAGCUCAGAGGCCUUGAACCAGAGAGCAGACGAUGACAGUUUAUCUGCAGAGAGCCUCGACAGUGUAUCACAUGAAUUCACACCCAGAUCUGUAUGUCCUGUUAGACAUGGGCUCACAGUGCAACCAGUCUCCUUCCCCUCGUCCCCACACCGACACGUCCAACCCCGCCAGCUGGAGUCGCCACCUCAUACAGCAGACACUAAUGGACGAGGGGCUGCGAUUGGCUCGGAUGGUGUCUCAUGAUCGGGCUGGCAAGAUCAGCCUAGGGUCAGAAGGGACUCGCUCCUCAGACCAUGACAGUAAAGUGGAGAAGCGGGGCUCAUUAACAGCGUGCAGGAGCAGUAGCCCCUGCAUCACCAGAGACAACUCCAAUCACCGAGGGAAAUGAAAAGUGCUCCGAGGUUAUCAGCGAACUCGAUGUGCUCAGGCCCAACGCUGAACUCCACUCAGACUGCUGCACAGGCUGUUACCGAGCAGGUUUCCUCCACAUGUACUUCACUGACAUCACAGGCAUCUGAGUGACUAUAAAGUCUUUACAGUUCAUGUCAGAAUUUACCAGCAACUAAACUCAUCAACCUGCAGCGACUUCUAAAUGCUGUGGAUAAGGUUAAAAAAACGUUUACUUUUAUUAAGUAAAUAUGCAGAGGAGUAAUUUUUUUGUUUUCUUUUUCAAAUUCAUGGACUUUAUGUCCUGCAGAUUUGAUCUAAUAGUAAAAAAAAAAGGUGAUUUUAUCAGGAGAAAACAGACAUUUUUGUUCAAUGGAUCAACCUGUUUUGAGCUGUGCUGUAAAAUCCACCUGUUUCAGAUGAGAUGGGCUCGACACAGCAGGGGGCACUGCAACUUUGGAAAUGGACUCUCGGAACUUAAUCCGGCCUGAGUGAAAAUGUAGUAACAUGGAGGGAAUUUGCAGUCUCAGCACGUAAUAUAAUAACAAGACAAAGACAACAAUCUCUGCAGCUCAUCCCCCUCAGGAAACAAGCAGAUGUGCUGGUUUUUAACAGACGUCAACGUGGCAGUCAGAGAAUAGUGUUCCUUCACAAUUAAAGAUAAUCUAUGUAGAUGAAGUAGGGAAACAGUGGGUGGUUGAGCCAUAACAUGAUCGACGUUUUUCAACGCUGCUGUUAGGUUCAGAUGCCUUUUUUUUCUUUUUACUGCAUCAUCUAGUCACCUGUCAGAUCAGAAGAGGCACCCUGAGAUCUAUAUAUACACACACAGUAUAUAUGAAGCAACAAGCCUCCAUUUUCUCCCUCACAUCCUUCUUUACUGGAUUUUUCCACAAACGGCCCAAAAUUGUUUGUACGAAACAACGCAAUCAACACUUCUGUUUGAGGCAUUUCAUUAUUUUAAAUGAUGUGGAAAAUGUACUGAGAAAACAUUUUCUAAACUCAGCGGCAUUUGAAAAGAAUAGAGACACUUUAUUGAUUUCCAGGUGAUUGAUUUUCACUCUUCUCUUUAAACACUGGAGUGAAGUUUCAGACACUUGGAGCAGCAGGGCUCAGCAUCUUGCUAAGGAACAUUUCAGCAGGGAGGAUGUUUUCAGACAUUCAAGCUGUGAACUACAUUGUGAGAUUUAUAAAAUGCUAAAUUUAAAAAACACAGUGCCACAGUAUUUAAAAAAUGAAGUGGGGAAAAGUCUAAAUUUUUGAUGCAAUGUUUUUAGGUGUAGCGGACCUAGCGGAGAUAUUAACAAGAUCAACUUUAUGUUGUUUAUUUUACAAUUCUUUUCACCUCUGAGACUCACAAUCACUUUAAAAAGAAAAUACCAUGCAGAGGUUUACAGAAAUAAAUCUGAUGGUGCUUGACUUUUGAUCCAGCAACACCUGUAAUUCAUUUCAACCGACUGGCUCUUAUGAGGAAGAGUUGAAAUGGGCUUAAACAAGGCAAAUAUUGAUAAUUGAUGAAAAAGGAUUUUGUACUCUCCACCACAGAUAUGUCAGUGAGGUACCUUGCUGUGAAUCAGUUUCACCUGCCUGCCUGCUGAGCAUUAGUGACCUCAGUUUAUUAUGUUGCAAACAGAUAAUUUAUUUUGUUACAUCUCAAUAAAUGUUAUUUUAUUGCUUAAA